Molecule: messenger RNA, 1941 nt
Organism: Penicillium argentinense
Lineage: Eukaryota; Fungi; Ascomycota; Eurotiomycetes; Eurotiales; Aspergillaceae
Product: putative protein kinase
Exons: 2
Coding region: 1-1941 (646 amino acids)
Biological process (GO): intracellular signal transduction; protein phosphorylation
Cellular component (GO): cytoplasm
Molecular function (GO): protein serine/threonine kinase activity; ATP binding
Source: RefSeq, a predicted model, not a curated record
AUGGUCGCUCCCGAGUCCGGAUUGACCGAAAGGUCAGGCCUCGCCAUCGCUUGCGAUGAUCUCGACCAUCAUGCUGCCCCCAGCCAUGGCGACGACCACCAGGCGCCCGUAGACGCCGCGGCCGUACUUAAUUCCCCCUUGCCGUCGCUCCAGAUUCGCACCGAUUUGCCCAGCAUUCGUCCCUCGAGCUCGCAUCGCGAUUCCGAUCCCCUAGCCUCGCUCAGCGUAUCCUCCGGCAGCCUCCCUCAGCGCACUCCAAGCUUGCGCGCGUUGAUUGCCCCGCCCAUCUCGAGUACGGGUUCCUUAUCCCCGGCCUCGAUUAUGUCCUCGCCCCAGCUGAAUGCGAUGGGCGAUAUCACUCCGUUGCCAUCGCCGAUUGGCGGUGCAUCUCCCUGGAGGCGGGGUGAUUUGCCAUCGCUUCCAUCCUUAUCGCGCACCUCGUCCACGGCAUCUAGAAGCGGCUCCAGUUUGCGACUGAGCGACUCAUCCCAGAUGCUGGGGUUGCCGCCAUCGCGCUCGCGUGGAAAGACAUACACCGGUCUGAAUGAUCUCGGGGAGGAGUCACCAGUGGCGAAUCGAGUCCGGCGUGACUCGCCUCACAAGCACGCUCGUAAUCGCAGUUUGAGCGAUUAUGCACCACCCGGCCGCGCGUCGCUGCCGCGCCCUAUUGCUGUCUCGCAUGCCGUCCCGAGCAUUGCGCCUUCCUCGAGCACCGAUUCGAAGUCGACGGGCCUGCACCGUGAGCAGUAUCUGGCCGUCCACCGCGGCAUCGCCUUGCCGACGGUUCGCCCACCCAGCCCUCCUCGCAGUAGUGGCAGUGGUUACGGAGACAGUGACUCGGAACCCGUCAUUCAACACCCCGCACCCCUGUCGAAAUCUGAGGAGAUUUAUACCGUGCGCUCUAUCAAGACGCAGCAGUCUAGAAUGUACAGAAAAAUCCGCAUUCUGGGCCAGGGCACCUUCAGUCAAGUCAGCCUUGCGGUUCGCGUAGAAGCAGUCCCACAGACUCCCCUCUCGCCUUCGACCGAUGGACCUAGUAACGUGAUUCUUCCUUCGACGGCAACUCAGAAGCUGGUCGCAGUUAAGAUCAUUGAACAUGGUCCCGCGGGAGGCGCCGAUGAAGAGCGACUGGAGGUCUCCCUGAAGCGAGAAGUAGACAUCCUCAAGGCCGUCAAUCAUCCGUCCCUGGUUCAACUGAAGGCAUUCGGCAGCGACGAGAAGCGCGCUCUGCUUGUGUUGGAUUAUUGUCCAGGAGGAGACCUCUUCGAGUUCGCGACUUCAGGGGCUCCUCCUAUGUCUCCUGGCCUCAUCCGCCGCAUUUUUGCCGAAUUGGUCAAUGCGGUGCGCUACCUGCAUUCCCACUACAUCGUGCAUCGGGACAUCAAGCUAGAGAAUGUCUUGCUCACCAUGCCCCCGCAUGCCAUGGAUGAAGUGACAGAUUGGCGCAUCUAUGACCGCGCCGUAGUCACCCUCAGCGAUCUGGGACUCUCUCGUCGCAUCCCCGAGCCACCCGAGAGCCCACUUCUCCAGACUCGCUGCGGAAGUGAAGACUACGCCGCCCCGGAAAUUCUCAUGGGACAGCCAUACGAUGGCCGUGUUACGGAUGCCUGGGCGCUUGGUGUGCUGCUGUAUGCCAUCAUGGAGAACCGGCUCCCAUUUGAUGUCCUGCCCGGGACUCGUGGUGACCCAGCCAAGCUACGCGCUCGCACACCACACCGUAUUGCUCGUUGUGAAUGGAGUUGGUAUCGCUAUGCGGACGAAGACGAAGAGUGGGAUGCUGAAAAGGGCCGCGACCUGGAAGGUGGCCGUGACUGCGUCGAGGGUCUUUUGAAACGCAACACUAAGCGCAAAUCCCUCGAUGACAUCGCCGCCAUGCCUUGGGUUCGUGAUGCGAUUGAAGUUCCCGAUGGGAUCAAGCGAGGUGACAAAGAAGUGCCAUAG